This is a messenger RNA of Bombina bombina (fire-bellied toad), 2553 nucleotides long. It is a transcript of the gene ATCAY, whose product is annotated as ATCAY kinesin light chain interacting caytaxin. The transcript is spliced from 12 exons. The record is from RefSeq and is a predicted model, not a curated record. Gene Ontology annotation, biological process: apoptotic process. Gene Ontology annotation, cellular component: cytoplasm. NCBI's taxonomy places the organism in Eukaryota, Metazoa, Chordata, Amphibia, Anura, Bombinatoridae. Bases 196 to 1278 code for a protein of 360 amino acids.
CCAGGGAUGACCAACUGGGGAUACAGGAUUUGCCUCAUCUGUAUUGCUGAAGAGAAUAGGGCAGAGCUAAGAGACCUCCCUGUGUAGACAAUUUCCAUGAUAUUUAUAAUUUCAGGCUUUGAAGCCUCUCUUUACGGUCCAUCUGCCACUCUGUGCCUGGAUUACUCUAAUACCCUGUGACCUCCUUGUAUACAGAUGGGGACCACAGAGGCCACCCUACGCAUGGAGAAUGUAGAUGUGGAUGUGAAGGAAGAAUGGCAGGACGAGGACUUUCCUAGGCCUCUUCCUGAAGACACAGGAAUGGACACUCUUGGCAGCCCAACAGAGGAUGACAUCACUUCCUCUCCACCGAGCACGUUAAAUAUCAGUGGGUCUCAUCAGAAGAGAAAAACUCUUGUGGCACCUGAGAUUAACAUAUCGCUAGAUCAGAGCGAGGGAUCACUGCUGUCCGAUGACUUUCUGGACACCCCUGACGACUUGGAUAUUAAUGUAGAUGACAUUGAAACUCCAGAUGAGACAGAUUCCUUGGAAUUUCUGGGCAAUGGAAAUGAACUGGAAUGGGAAGAUGACACACCUGUGGCAAGCGCAAAGAAUAUGCCUGGAGACAGUGCCGAUCUGUUUGGUGAUGGGGCCGUGGAAGAAGGUGGAGCUACCAAUGGUCGAUUGUGGAGGACAGUGAUAAUUGGGGAGCAAGAACAUCGUAUUGACCUACAGAUGAUAAAACCCUACAUGAAGGUGGUGACACAUGGAGGAUACUACGGAGAGGGGCUGAAUGCCAUCAUUGUAUUUGCAGCGUGUUGUCUCCCAGAUAGCAACUGUCCUGACUACCACUACAUCAUGGAGAAUCUGUUUCUCUAUGUCAUAAGCAGUCUGGAGCUUCUGGUAGCUGAGGAUUACAUGAUUGUGUACCUGAAUGGUGCCACACCUCGAAGGAGGAUGCCCGGCUUAGGAUGGCUAAAGAAAUGCUACCAGAUGAUUGACAGGAGACUACGAAAAAAUUUGAAAUCUUUAAUAAUUGUGCAUCCUUCAUGGUUCAUUCGGACAGUGCUUGCCAUCUCAAGGCCAUUUAUCAGUGUGAAGUUUAUAAAUAAGAUCCAAUAUGUACACAGUUUGGAGGACUUGGAGCAGAUUAUCCCAAUGGAGAAUGUUCACAUCCCUGAAUGUGUCUUGCAGUAUGAUGAAGAAAGAAUCAAAGCCAGAAGGGAAAGGUCAGAAGAAAAGCAAGAGUCUAUGGAAGUUGGAAGCAUGCCACAGGGUGAAAAUGUGUUCUGCAAGUAAAACCACAGACUACGGAAUCUCUUCUUGAGAUACCUUCUUCCUUUAUGGCGGUUUGACCCUGCACUUUAAUCAUUUUAAAGGGAACCACACUGAUUUUAAUCAAUUUAUGACAGAGCAUCCAUUCAUGUCUUCUUGCUUGUAUGACAGUACAUCUAUAUUUUUGAAGGAAAAUUUAAAUUCUUCAGUAAACCAACAUUAAUGCCUGAUUUUUCAUCAACAAGACAUUAUAACUGACUAAAUAUUGAUGCUAGGAGUUGGGAAAUAACAAUCGUACUUUUAAGAAAUAACUCCUUGGAAAGUUUCCAUUCAUUACAAGUGAAUAUUUCUUUUCUAAAGAGAGUAUACUAUGAACAUACAUAUUAGAGUACAACUGUGUCAAACUAACCGUCACUUAAAGAAAACUAGAUUGCUGAAAAUUUAGAACAUUUGGACGUUGUAUAUAUAUUUUUUCUUAAAAAGCCUCUUGUUUCAUGGUAUUAUGCAUAAACAGUAUUCCCACCCUUGUAAGCACCCUUGGAUAUGUCUUAAAUACAGCUAAUACAUGUUCGUAAUACACAUAUUUAAUACAGGACCUUAAAAAAAGCACCAAGGAAAUAAAAAUGUUCCUGUUUACAAGUAUUUUAGCUAUGGAAUUAAUCUGGAUGCUGUUUGUAAACAGGAAUUACUCUCAGAAGGUACACGCACUGCACAAUAAAGAUGGACGCUACCUCUAAUCAUUUCUUUGAGUUUUCUAUAGCUUUUGAGUCUGCAUUUGAAGACUCUAAUUAAAGCACUUUGUGGCUGAUUUGAAUACAAAUAAAUUGUAUAUAAAAAGCAGAACAAAAACCGCAGCUUAAAUGGAAAUAUAAAUAUUAUCCUUUUAGUUCUAUGAUGAUUUUCCAGAAUUGUAUUAGUUUGUAACCAGAGCAGAACAAUUCCCUUAAGCUGUAGAAUAAUAGUUUUAAAAUUUGACUGUGUGUCCCAACUUUUUAAUGUAGUCUAGCUGUUUUACCAUUUUUACUUGCUCCUAGCUUUAAGGGGACACUAAACCCAAAUAUGUUAUUUCAUUAUUUAGACAGAGCAGGCAAUUUUAAGCAACUUUCUAAUUUACUCCUAUUAUCAAUUUUUGUUCUCUUGCUAUCUUUAUUUAAAAAGCAGGAAUAUAAAGCAUAGGAGCCGACCCAUUCUAGUUCCAGCACCCUGGAUAGCAAUUUCUAAUUGGUGGCUAUAUUUAGCAAACCAAUAAGCAAGCGUAACCCAGGUUCUGAACCAAAAAUUUAUUUUUCAAUAAAGAUA